Messenger RNA from Mus musculus (house mouse), 5310 nucleotides. RefSeq names its product alpha- and gamma-adaptin binding protein (gene Aagab). Lineage: Eukaryota; Metazoa; Chordata; Mammalia; Rodentia; Muridae. The transcript has 10 exons. Gene Ontology annotation, cellular component: cytosol; cytoplasm. Bases 54 to 1004 code for a protein of 316 amino acids. The record is from RefSeq and is marked validated.
GGUACGGCCCAAGGCGGAAGCAGCGCCGGCGCGGAACCCGCUCUGCCGCAGCGAUGGCUGCCGGUGUACCCUGCGCGCUGGUUACCAGCUGCUCCGCCACCUUCACCGGGGACCGGCUGGUGCAACAUAUCCUUGGGACAGAAGAUGCUGUUGUGGAAGCAACUUCCAGCGAUGCUGUGAGGUUUUACCCCUGGACCAUCGAUAACAAGUACUAUUCCGCAGAGAUCAACCUGUGCGUGGUGCCAAGCAAGUUCCUGGUCACUGCUGAGAUUGCCGAGUCAGUCCAGGCGUUUGUAGUUUACUUUGACAGCACACAGAAAUCAGGUCUUGACAGCGUCUCCUCGUGGCUCCCUCUGGCAGAAGCAUGGCUAGCUGAGGUGAUGAUCCUGGUCUGUGAUAGAGUGUGUGACGAUGGAAUAAACCGACAACAGGCUCAAGAGUGGUGCAUCAAACAUGGCUUUGAGUUGGUGGAACUCAACCCAGAGGAGCUGCCCGAGGAGGACGAUGACUUCCCUGAAUCUACAGGUGUAAAGCGGAUUGUACAAGCAUUGAAUGCCAAUGUCUGGUCCAAUGUCGUGAUGAAGAGUGACAGGAGCCAGGGCUUCAGCCUUCUCAACUCACUGGCUGGGGCAAACCGCAGAGUUGCAUCAGCAGAGAGCUGUCACUCUGAGCAGCAGGAGCCGUCGCCAACAGCUGAGAGGACAGAGUCCCUCCCUGGCCAUCACAGUGGUGCGUGUGGCUCAGCAGGCGCACAGGUUGACAGCAUUGUCGACCCCAUGUUAGACCUGGAUAUUCAAGAACUAGCCAGUCUUACCACUGGAGGAGGUGAUCUGGAGAACUUCGAGAGACUCUUUUCAAAGUUAAAAGAAAUGAAAGACAAGGCUGCGACGCUUCCUCAUGAGCAAAGAAAGUUGCAUGCAGAAAAGGUGGCCAAAGCCUUCUGGAUGGCAAUAGGAGGGGACCGAGAUGAGAUCGAGGGCCUUUCUUCUGAUGACGAGCACUAAGCUCUUCCUGCUAGGUUUGACUGACUCCAGUGCCAGCACCGUGCUCCCCAAGUGCUUCCCUUCUCAACGGGGUUCUCUUCUGCCAAGAUUGCCACUAGCACGCUGGCCACCUGACUGGUUUUUGGGGUCCCUUACCUGAGCUUUUAGAAAGGCGUUAGGGAGAAAUCUUUGUUCCUGCCGCAUAAGUGACUGAGGAGUGAAAUGACAGUGUGGAAACCCUUCAGAUCUACAGUCUUCGUUUUAAGAACCUGGGUAAAAUGAGGCUCGGAAAUGUGUAAUACAGGAGAACCAAGUGUCAGAGAGCACACUGUGACCUCAGCACUGAGGGUCUGAGGCCAGCCUGGGCUCCAUGGGGAGUUCUGCUGCUGUGCUCGAUUGCCCCGUUCAUUCUGUCUGCAGGUCCGGAGCUUGUGCUAUCGGCUGUGUACUGUCACUGGUCCCCGCCAAGAGCACAGCUCUGACCUAAGGUGAAUGCUGGUGACAAGAAAGGCAGCUGUAGAUGUAGGAUGUGCCUAGGGGAUAGGGAACAGGUGGCUCAUGGGUUUGUCUCUUAGUAAGUCCUUAGUAAGUUCAGUGUCUGAGUUCCUGCCACAAAGCAGCAAAAGCCAGGUGUGUCUCUAUAAGAAACAGAGGUGAAAGUUUCCUCCUCUGGGGAAUGUAAACUCCCCUCUCCCCACUGCUGGGCAAGGGCCCUGAGUGCCCUCCUGAGGACCCAGGGAGCAGCAGUGUUGGUUCUGAGCACACUGCUGACACUGGCAGCUGUGCUCUUCGACCACUGAGUGUUCUCCCUGGCAAUGUGAGGUUUCAGAGCAGGUCUCCCCUUCUUUCUGCUUGGAAGCCAGAGGUUGCUGUCAAGGCACCAGUUCCAAGCAGUGGGGGGAUAGGUGAGCCUCCCGACAGCCAGGUCCUGAGCCACCAUCAUGGUUCACUUCCAGGGCUAUUGGCUUCUCCAUACUCCAGGGCCCAGCCCCAGGGGAGCACAGAGCAAAGUUCUAAAGGAAAAGAGGGGAAAAGGUCUAAAAGUGCGUAGUCUGUCAUCACAGACACUUCUGUGAGGCAGGCUUGAGUCCCCUGCAUUGUCAUGGGUCUCUAAGGAUAUGCAGCCAUGUACAUGGUACUCAUCGUGGGCUGAGAGCUGGCCUGACUUAGUGUCAACCAUGACUUAGGUCAUGACCAGAAACAAGACGCGCCUGCUUGGGUACCACUUACAGGACCUGAAACAUGCUUAGCCAGGCCAGAACCAACCCAGGGAGGAGGCAUGAUCCUGGUGAUGGUGGUAUUCUAGAAACAGUGGGUGCUGCUUUGCUCCGGGUUCCUGGGUUCCCACUCCCCACAUUCUGAUCUUGUAAGCUUUGAGCUUGGGUUUACCACCAGCCUUUCAGGGGGACUAAUACUUUAAUGUGAGUGCAUUCGCUACUGGUUAAGAAGGGAAAUUAGGGAAGUCGGCUGUGGGUUGCCAGAAAGGUAGAACUUGUUUUUCUUAAAAUAUGGAAGAUUUUAGAAAAUAUAUUAGGUCACAUGAUUAGGGAAAAAAUAGACUAGAAAAGGCUGUGGACUUGAUUUUGCUGACUAAACAAACCCAAGUAAUUAAAAGAUGACUUAUUUAUAAAGUCUGCUAAUGUGUUUUGUUCUGUUUGGGAAGAGGUGUGAGUUGGUGGAAGCCUGGUGUCUUUUGUAGUAGACAUACAGUCCGAAGAGUUUGUUGCCUGUAAUGUUUCAGAAUCUACUUUGCCUAUAUAUUCCUGAGCUGGUGCUGUGGUGAUAGGUGUUGUCUAACUUAUGUGCACAUAAGUUAGAGUUCCGGGGGGACUGAAGGUAAGAAACUGGUUUUCUGCCUUAAAUACUUCUUGUUUCUGUAACAAAGUGCUUGGCACAUAGUAGGUCCACAAUUUUUGUUGACAAGUACAAUCUGCUUGGUGGAAAUGAUCACAGAGUCUGAAGAUCCAUGAGUUCUAGAAAUGAGAGAGAGAGAGAGAGAAUAUGAAUAUGAGAGUCAAAUUUUUCUUCCCUGAAACAAUCAUAUUAUGUAAUGAUUUCAAAGUGAUGAAAGCAAGGCUAUUUUUACAGUUUGAAAAUAUGGCAGAGAAUGAGAAGGUUGACAGAACCAGCUGGCUUGCUCUCUAUUUAUAGAACUUGGCCACAUCUGAUCUAGAGAAACUAAAGAUUUGGGGAAGCUGGGCUUAAAUAGUGGGGCAAUGUAGAAUGUGGUUCAAGGAUCAUAGGCAUACACCAGGCCUCUCCUGUGAACUGCUCCGAACAAGAGGAAGAUGUGUGCCUACUGUCACCCUCCCGCUGUGGAGAGCUGGGAGGAACGUCUUGACAGUUUAUCAUGUUCCUUGGGAUAGUCUCCUUUAAAUUUAUUUUUGCAUGUAUGGGUGUUUUGCCAUUUUUGCCUGCAGGUAUGACUACACCACAUGGUGCCUGUGGAGGUCAGAAGAAGGAGUUGGAUCGUCUGGGACUGGCAUUACAGAUGUUUGUGAGCUGCCAUUUGGGUGCUGGGAGCUGAUUCCAGGUCCUCUGGAAGAGGAAUCAGUGCUCUUGGGAUGGUCUCUUAACAGUGACCAUUGAGAGAGCAUGAAACAUGGCCCCUUACCCUUGUGUAAGCAGGAGAGUCAUGGUGGAGGGGUAAGAUAUGGGCUCUAGGGACUAUUUUGAGGGUGGGUGUUUGCUGCUGUUAAGCUAAAUUUAGCAAGUGUCUAGAAUGGACAGGGGUUCUGGUUCAUUAGAGCUCUGCUUGAAGGAGAGAGCUUAAGCAAAUGCGCUGAUGACCAGACGUGCUCUUCACACACACACACCCGUCUACAGGGGACAACUGAGCAUUGGAUCAUUAUCUAACAGUCUCAGAGCCUACAGGGAGAGAGAAUGUAAUCAUCUUCCCCAGUGCUCGGGCUCGUGGGCUGCUCAGACUGGAAGUUGACAUCCCCUUUGUGUACCUGGGCAGUGAAGUGCUGCCACAGAGCAGAAGGCAGGGCUCUGCUCAGUGACCCGCCUUACACCUUAGGCGCACACACUGAGUCUCAUGUUCUCCACGGAGCUGCUCUAUACCCUAACUAUGAGGGAAGUAGGUUCCAGUGCCGAGAGCAUCUUGCUUGAUUCUGGUUGUUCCUCUGGUGUGUGGAAUGAACAGUUAAUAGCAGUCAUGUGUAUCUAUCCUCAGAAUGCUGGGCAGCCCAUUUCCUGUGUCCUAGUGAUUGAACAGUUCCACUCCCCCAUCCCUCCUUAUGGAAAAGUACAGAUUCAAAACCUGGCCUUAAAAUUAUGACUAUCUUUGGCAUACAAACUUGCUUGGUGUACAUGUGUGUAUGGGGAGCGGGAGUCUUAAAGCCUUUGUGUGUGCUACAUUUAUUUAUGUGUGUGUGUACAUGUGUGCCACUUGGUGUAUGUGAAGGUCAGAGGACAACUUUAAGGAGUUUGUUCUCUCCUUUCACGGUGUGGGUCCUUGAGACUUGAAUUCAGGUCAUCAGUGGUGGCAGCAAGCCCCUUGACCCACUGAGCCAUCUUGCCAGCCCGUUUCUUUUGUUUUCGAGAUGUAGUUUUGCCACACAGGCCUUCAGUGUUCAGUCCUCUUACCUCAGGCUCUUGAGAGCUCGGGUGGCAAGUGUACUACGCCCGUGCAUGCUCACCCACCAAGAAGCUGGGCAGCAGACACUCCAGCUCAGCUUGCUAACCAGGAGCCUCUCUGCUGUCCUUGGGAAAGAAGUGGCCAUCAGAUGGCUUUAAUGCUACGGAGGUGUGAGCUCACUGAUGUCCAGGAUCUGUGCUUUAUAAAGAUAACAGUGUUGGUGGGAAGAAACAUAGAUUUAACCUGAAUUUAAGGACUUGGACUGCAUUAAUGACACUCCCUAGGAAACCUCCAGACACUCAUCAUUAGCAAAGUUCAGUUGCUUCAACUUGACUUUGAACCCUGCUAAGGCUGAACCAGCCUCAUGACCUGUGACUCUUGGUGCCGGCAUCGGAGCGAGCAUGACGGAGGAGUCGGUCUUGAGGAUGAUGUUUCUUUUCUCCUGGAGCUCAGACUUCAGUUCAGAGGGGAGUAAGAGGCAAGCAAGACAAGGUCACGUGACAGAAGGCCAAGCAGAAUGGGAAGAAAGUUACCACCAGCUUACACCACAGCUGUUUCCAAAUGCGAGCCCAACUCAGAACAGGCCCUACCCCAUAUCUGAUAAAGUUGGUGUAUGGUGGGACCUGAAAAGCCACAUUUGUACCAUCCUGGGUGAUACUGACACUCCUGGGGUGUGCUUUGAGAAUCCCGGGGAAGUAAUGCUGGAGUCCAGAUAAAAGCAAUAAAGAGUUCAUGCACACAGGU